Molecule: messenger RNA, 1329 nt
Organism: Ochotona princeps (American pika)
Lineage: Eukaryota; Metazoa; Chordata; Mammalia; Lagomorpha; Ochotonidae
Gene: OTP
Product: orthopedia homeobox
Exons: 3
Coding region: 100-1038 (312 amino acids)
Biological process (GO): regulation of DNA-templated transcription; neuron differentiation
Molecular function (GO): DNA-binding transcription factor activity, RNA polymerase II-specific; DNA binding
Source: RefSeq, a predicted model, not a curated record
AGGACUUGAGUAAAGUUCGGAGGAUGACGUGCAGAGACGGCGACCCCCAGGCUCUCCCACGCGCGAUCCUGGCCGGCUGUGAAGACGCAGGUGUGGGGUAUGAAAGAUGCCGCCGAGCUGCUGGGCCACCGGGAGGCGGUGAAGUGCAGGCUGGGCGUGGGGGGCUCCGACCCAGGGGGCCACCCGGGAGACCUGGCGCCCAGCUCCGACCCGGUCGAGGGAGCCACCCUACUGCCCGGGGAGGACAUCGCCACAGUGGGUUCUGCCCCGGCCUCGCUGGCCGUGAGCGCCAAAGACCCGGACAAGCAGCCGGGGCCCCAGGGCGGCCCGAACCCCAACCAAGCCGGCCAGCAGCAGGGCCAACAGAAGCAGAAGCGACACCGGACGCGCUUCACCCCCGCGCAGCUCAACGAGCUGGAGAGGAGCUUUGCCAAAACGCACUACCCAGACAUCUUCAUGCGGGAGGAGCUGGCGCUGCGUAUCGGGCUGACCGAGUCCAGAGUGCAGGUCUGGUUCCAGAACCGGCGCGCCAAGUGGAAGAAGCGCAAGAAGACGACCAACGUGUUCCGCGCUCCCGGCACGCUGCUGCCCACGCCGGGCCUGCCGCAGUUCCCCUCGGCCGCCGCCGCCGCCGCGGCCGCCAUGGGCGACAGCCUGUGCUCCUUCCACGCCAACGACACGCGCUGGGCGGCGGCCGCCAUGCCCGGCGUGUCGCAGCUGCCGCUGCCGCCCGCGCUCGGCCGCCAGCAGGCCAUGGCGCAGUCGCUGUCCCAGUGCAGCCUGGCGGCGGGGCCGCCGCCCAACUCCAUGGGGCUGUCCAACAGCCUGGCGGGCUCCAACGGCGCGGGGCUGCAGUCCCACCUCUACCAGCCCGCCUUCCCCGGCAUGGUGCCCGCCUCCCUCCCCGGCCCCAGCAACGUCUCGGGCUCGCCCCAGCUCUGCAGCUCCCCGGACAGCAGCGACGUGUGGCGGGGCACGAGCAUCGCCUCCCUGCGCCGCAAGGCGCUCGAGCACACAGUCUCCAUGAGCUUCACCUAAUGCGCCUGCGCCCCCGCCCCGCGCCCCCGCCGCCCCCCGCCCCGCCCGGCCCGCACCCCCGGCCCCGCCGCCUGCGCCCCCGCCGCCGCUGCCCGGCCCGCGGCCCCCGCCGCACGCCCCCCGCCCGCGCACCCUCGUCCUUCGCAGGAAGUCGACUCAGGACCUGAAAUCCGACGCCAGCGGGGCCGCACCCAGGGCCAGAGUUCGCGAGGAGGCCGGGCGCCCGCUCCCCGCCGGCCCCAGCCCCGCUCCCUCGCGCCGCCCGGCCCGCAGCCGCCCCCGACCCCACUU